This is a messenger RNA of Paramecium octaurelia, 982 nucleotides long. NCBI's taxonomy places the organism in Eukaryota, Ciliophora, Oligohymenophorea, Peniculida, Parameciidae. The record is from the annotation of a GenBank genome assembly.
AUGGAAUCUAAAGAAAAAAUCCUCUCUUGCUUGAACAUCCUUAAACGAUUGCCACCAACUCAAAUCUAAAAGAAUGCUGCAGCACUAGCUUCUUUGAUUCCAGAUUAUGCGGAGGAACUAUACUAGAAGAUAGACAAGCCUUUAGGUAUGAGAGAAAUGACAAUUUAGAUAUUGGAUAGGAUGAAAAAGGGAAUCAAUAUAUAUAAUCCGAAUUCAAUAGGGAUGGAGACUCAUUUAGAUCACAUGUAACAAAUUAAUACUACCCUCAAAUUGAUGACGCAGUUUAUCCUUCAGAUGCAUUACGGAAAUUAGAAAUUAAAGCCAAUGCUGUCUUUGACGAAUAUAGAAGAUUGUACAUAUAUUAUAAAUAUCUCAAGAUAUUACGAAGGAGGAUUGUCAUCAUGCUAUUUUUGGGAUAAAGAGGAUGGUGGAUUUGCUACCGCUUGGUUGAUUAGGAAAAAUGUAGAAAAGACUAAGGGAAUUGAGGAUGGAUCUUGGAGUUCAAUUAACGUAAUUGAUAUUAAGACAGAUGGAAAAUCUAAGUGGACUUACAAGAUAACUACCUCAGUUGUUUUGGAAAUGAAUAUCAUCUAAAAUCAAGAUGUUGGCAAAUUCAAUAUAACAGGCACAUUAACCAAAUAAGUACUCACCAUCAUCGAUUUUUUUAGAAGGAAGAAUCUUUUGAAGCUCCUGCAGGUAAUAAGGAUUUAGAGUUGUUCCACAUUAUGAAAAUAGGAACCUUAGUUGAAGAUGUGGAGAGCUAUCUCCGUUCCUAAAUGGAUAGUAUUUAUUUUGGCAAAACCAAAGAUGUAUUCUCUGUAUCCAACUAUUUAAUAGAUAGUGUUCUAAACACGUUUCAUCGAAGGAGAAAAGCAUUUCAUCUAACAAAGAUAGGGAUUAGCAGGAGAAUUUAAAUAGAAAUAUGGAUGAUAUAAUUGAAUUCAAUAAUGAAUUUAUUAAAAAUAAUAUUGAACCAUUUCUA